AUGGCAAUGGGCCCUCGUGCUUCAUUGAACGCCUCUUCUCCCAGAUGGUUCAGCGAGUCUAGAAGGUUAAUGGCUAUAAAGCCUGUUGUUUUGGCCGAUAUUGGUGAAGGCAUCGUCGAAUGCGAAGUCAUUCAAUGGUUCGUCGAACCCGGCGCUCGUGUCGAGGAAUUCUCCCCGCUCUGCGAAGUCCAAAGCGAUAAAGCGUCUGUGGAAAUCACAAGUCGCUUCUCCGGCGUGGUCAAGAAACUACAUUACGAAGCAGGCGAGAUGGCCAAGGUCGGCAAGCCCUUUGUCGACAUUGAUAUCGAGGGAGAAGCCAAGGCAGAAGACGUCGAAACGAUAAUUGACCAACCAGGUGACAAGGCGGAUGUUCCUCCCCCUCCACCAUCAGCACCUACAUCAUCCAAGACCGAACAAACACAACAACAAACUCCCCAAGCAGUUGAGACACCAGCGAAGGAAAAGGGCAAAUGUGCAAGCAUCGCUACUCCCGCUGUGCGACAUCUUUCCAAGGAGCUCAAAAUCGACAUCUGCGAUGUUGAUGGAACAGGAAGAGAUGGAAGAGUUAUGAAAGAGGACAUUUACAGAUUUGUCAAGGAGAGAGAUGCAAAGGGCAGUGCUCAGCAAAUAGCACCAACUCCUACACCUUCACUGCCCCAGAAUACGUCGGUGCAAACAGAAACAGUCGCGCCUCUAUCCAGCACACAGCUCCAAAUGUUCAAGACCAUGACACGGUCAUUAACCAUUCCACAUUUCCUCUACGCGGACGAGGUCGACUUUUCAAGUCUCGUGGAACUUCGACAACGUCUGAACCGUGUUCUUGCAAAGAGUCCUUCUGUCGAGGGGCAGCCAAGCAAGCUAUCAUAUCUCCCUUUUAUUAUCAAGGCUGUUUCGCUGUCACUGAACAAAUACCCAAUGCUCAACGCCAGAGUGGAUGUUGAUCCCAAGACUAGCAAGCCCUGCCUGGUCCACCGAUCACAACACAACAUUGGUGUCGCCAUGGACACAGCAGGCGGUCUCGUGGUGCCUGUGAUUAAGAACGUUGCAUCCCUCAACAUCUUGACGAUUGCAGCAGAACUGUCAAGACUUCAGGCACUGGCCACUCAGGGCAAACUGAAGCCAGCUGACUUCCAAGGCGGCACCAUCACUGUGUCUAAUAUUGGAAAUGUCGGUGGUACAUAUGUUAGUCCCGUCAUUGUGGAGCGCGAAGUGGCUAUCCUGGGCAUCGGACGUAUGCGAACAGUGCCUGCGUUUGACGAGAACGACAACGUGAUCAAGAAGCAGAUUACCAACUUUAGCUGGAGUGCUGACCACCGAGUUAUCGACGGUGCUACUAUGGCGCGAGCCGCUGAAGUUGUGAGACAAAUAGUGGAGGAGCCGGAUCUUAUGGUGAUGCAUCUUAAAUAG
This is a messenger RNA of Fusarium pseudograminearum CS3096, 1407 nucleotides long. RefSeq lists its product as uncharacterized. Bases 1 to 1407 code for a protein of 468 amino acids. Gene Ontology annotation, cellular component: mitochondrion; cytoplasm. The transcript is spliced from 2 exons. Lineage: Eukaryota; Fungi; Ascomycota; Sordariomycetes; Hypocreales; Nectriaceae. The record is from RefSeq and is a predicted model, not a curated record. Gene Ontology annotation, molecular function: lipoic acid binding; acetyltransferase activity.